Molecule: messenger RNA, 9559 nt
Organism: Cygnus atratus (black swan)
Lineage: Eukaryota; Metazoa; Chordata; Aves; Anseriformes; Anatidae
Gene: SUN1
Product: Sad1 and UNC84 domain containing 1
Exons: 23
Coding region: 5195-7912 (905 amino acids)
Biological process (GO): nuclear envelope organization
Cellular component (GO): meiotic nuclear membrane microtubule tethering complex; nuclear envelope
Molecular function (GO): protein-membrane adaptor activity
Source: RefSeq, a predicted model, not a curated record
CGCUGCCCUCAGCGCUCGGCAGCCGGGGCGGGGCCGGCCUGCGGGACGCCCGGCACCCGGCCGGCGGAGCCCGGCGCCUCUCCGGGCCGGUACCGGGCUCUUCUCGGUUCUCUGCACCGCCGCCAUUUGCGGGGGGCCGCGGCCGGGCGAGCUGCGUGAGUGAGUGAGCGAGCUCGGGCUUCUGGAGCGGCUCUUGGAACCCCAUGGAGGCAGGUCCGCGGCGGGGCGCCGAGCCGCUUCGCUAGCGGCGUCCGGCCUCGCCUUCCGGCUCUUUGUACCUGUCUGGGGAAUAAUGUGGAGGUCUCUGCUUUAUAAAAUCACCCGGUGCCUGUCUGUGAGACAGUGUGGAGGUUCCCUCCUUCAUAAAGUGACUCAGUGCCUUGCCAUGCAGCGCUCCGGGUGCUGUGUGUGUGUAAACAAUGAGCAGCCGUGUUUAUUGCUUCGCUGUAGCUGCAUGUAUGGCUGGCUUCUAUCAGCCUUCUCUUCAAAAGCCAUUUAAAGGGGGGCUUACUGUGAAUACGCGCUGUUACCGCUUUGUGGAAAACCUCUUCUUCAUUACUAGCGUUACAGCUUGACAGCUGUGUUUGGGGAUCUUUCUUAUAACGCUCAACGGUAAUGUGUAGUUUAAAACAUCAAUUUUAUUGCUGUCUUGUUCGUUUGCUUCUGUUUUAAAAGAAUGCUGAUCUUUUAAGAAUGUGUAUUUUAAUAAAAUGUUGAUUUUAGAAUGGAGCUCUUUGCUCUUCAGCCUGUUUAAACUUCUAGUUAUUUGGAUAUAUGGAAAGAUACUUCAUGGAGUAUAAUUACUUUGCCUUUUAUACAAAGAAGAAAUUUCUUUGGUUAUUCUGAAUAUUAGGAUAAAAUUUGAAAUUACAAGUAAAAAUAGGUUGCUCUCAGGAACUGCUAAGGUUACAUGCUCGAUUUCCAUUGCUGUUAAUAAUUUUGCCCAAAAGUUGGAGUAGUUUGUGGUCAUAGUAUAUUAAAUCAAAAUUGCUUAAAUGAGUUUAUUUGCUUUAAAAGAUAGGGGUAGAAUAGGUUCUACUUGUAGGACUGCUGACAUCUUUCUAAGGCUUUAAAUACAUCAUUUGUUACCAACAUUGCAAAGUAUAGCUUAUAUUAUAGAUUACAAACUUUCUCAUUCCUGAUUUCUGACAUAACUGUCAGUUUGCUAUAGACAGCUGAUUUAUUUUAUUGGUAAGUACUUGUGAUCCCCCCCCAAAAAAGUAUUGCAAAAGUCCUGGCUUGCUUCCUUUGUUUCCUCUGUCACAGGGUGGUCCAGCAAUUACAAAAGUUUUCUGGGCCUUGGGGAAAUUUGGUUUCAGUUUUCUGCUCUGUAGCAGACUUCCUGGUGAGUGUUUCUACUCUGCCAGGGUCCUGCUUGUGAAAUGGCCAUCUACCGCUUCCUUUGUCACAAGGGGUGUUCGUUAGAAAGUGCCUAGAAAGUAUAUUUGUCUAUGUACCCCAAAAAAAGAGUACGUGGAGGUUAUCCUUGUCCGUGGUACAUAUUUGUAGUGUAUAUACAAUGUGUAUUUGGUGCUGCCUUCCCUCUCGUGACACUUCUGUGCUCCAAGGCCCCUGUCAAAGCAUCCUAUCAACAGCAAUAAAACCAAGGAAGCUUCCAGCAGUGCUGCUAGGGUUUUAUUGAGGUGGUUUGAUUCGGAAAGUGAUGAUCAAGUGUAUAGUUCUGUUCACGAAAACAGGCUUAUGAGGUGGUGUCACUCGGACACUUCAUAGUCAACAUCCUCUGGAGACAGCCAGGGAGCUUUGUUCAAAGCUCAGUUCUGCGCUGAUUAGAGGAGUCCCUGGGCUUCCUUGUGUUCUGCCCAGCUCAGAACUUGUUUUCUCCUGCACUUCUACUCUGCUGAUUUACUGGAACACUGAUUCAGUUGAAUAGCAAGAGAGAGGUGAUGCUUGAGAUGACUGUUUUUGUCUGCUUCCACUAAAAGCAGAUAAUCCAGCUGUCUCCUCUGUACGAACAUGGAAGCUGGUUUGUAAGUGGAGGUAGUGAUGUGACAGGGCUAUCUAGUCGCUGCUUCUGUUUCAGAUUAAAUGUUUACUUCUCUUCAGUUGCCUUUAAGUUGUCUUAAAAACGUAUCUAACUGCUUAAAAAAUAGUAAUAAAAAUGUUUUAUUGGCUUUCUAAAGAAAAAAAAGUGUAGUUAAAAUCUGGGCCUAGUAAUGCUUGCAACAAAGCAGGUACUCAAAGCCUGCAUGAAUCCUAGUCCAGACAGAUCUGUGGUAGCCAAGUCAGAAGGCUGGUGAGCCCCUGAAAAUGAUGAAACUGGAAAUAAGUACUGUGACUACCUUUCAGGUCCCCUGCCAGGUUUUGGGGUUUUGAAAUUCCAAACUAUUCUGUUAGCAUGCCUUUUUUCUGCUCCAGUUGUAUAUGGAAGUUUCAUAAACAGGAGGAAUUAAUGGGAUGGGUGAAUGCUGGAGUGCUGUCAAACAAGAGUGAACAAAUUAGAGGGAGUUAUUGUCUUCCACCCACCACACCUGGUCUGCUCUGUAGUUUAAAGUUCUGCUGUAAUAAGCUUGUAGAAUGUUUCAGAAUAAAGUGGGCUGAUUAUUUGUUUUGGGGGGAUUGUUUCAAAGAAAUGGUUACCUAAAAUUAGACUAUAGAACUAGUAGCAAGGUUUUUUUUUUUUUUUUUUAAAUGCAGCUUUGUAGUAGAUUUUAGGUGCCUGUUUUUGAAAGUUGUAGUUAUAUCUAUUAAAAUUACUUUCAAGUUCUGUUUAAGUCAGUUAAGGCAGUUUUGUUACUUCGAAAAAUUGAGUAAAUGGUUUUUCCCUUUGAUUCUGAAUUAAUUUUAGAGCAUCAGACCAAUAGUGAGUCAAACCAAGUUCCUAAAUUUUCUAAGAGCGAUUUCUAGCUGUGGGAUGUUCAGAUGGUGAACUCCUUGUCCCUACUGGAGAUCUUGGUGCUAUGAAAGCCAACUAUUAACAGACCUACGCAUUAAUGUAUGCAAGGCUUUUUAGUUAGCAACGCCAUUGUCAAGUACGCAUUUUAUGUAGCUUAAUGGUAUGUUUCAAACGUUAUCAGAUAAAAUACUGGCAAUUCUAGCAUUUGAUCUCUUCAGAAAUCAACUAAAGAGAGAACUGGUGGGGAAGGAGAAAAGAACAGGGGAAAAAAACUGAGCCAGUGUGUUAUUUUUUGGUCUGCCUUCGCCUUGCCCACGUGAGUAGCAGACCCGGGGAGGGCUGGUAGCUAUGGAAAGCUAGGCUAUGCGAGCAAGUUCCCUAUGUGGGAAAAUAUUGCUGGAUGUCAGGAGCAUGACAUCAGUUGUUGAAUUGCCAGUUAAGACUGUGCUUAUGGAUGAAUCAAUGCCAACAUCCCUCAACUCAAAAUUCACUGUAGUUCCACUUUCAUUAUCGGGGGGGCUCGUUGCUCUCUGGUCUCAGUUUCCUAAGCUUUGAAACGAGCUCUGUUUGUUGAAGUAUGGCAGCGGCUGCUGUUUAUUCCAGCAGUAUGUGCUGCUUAUUCUAGCAAAGAAUUAGACUGCUUUGCUAAUGCUUCUGCACUACUGAGUCAAACCUCCUCUAAGCAAGAACAAAUGUGAUGCACAAGCCAGUGAAAGCAUUAUGGCUCUGGGACAAGUGAAGCAAAUUUAGAGAAAGAUGACUUAAUGGAAAUGCCUUUUUUCUAAUAUUCAGAAGCUAGUGCGUAAAGAGCAGAAGCCAGAGAUCUUAUUUCUCAUUAACACCACAAAUUCAUGGGAGGUGCUAGCAUUCAGAAAGCUACAGUGUUUAGGUCUGUAACUUUUGAUUUAAAAACAUGAGGGAAACACUUGCCAGUAGCAGUGGAAAUACCCUCCUACCCUAUUGACAUAGAAUUAUAGGAUGGGUUGGGUUGGAAGGGACCUUAAAGAUCACCUACUUCCAACGCCCUGCCAUGGGCAGGGACACCUCCCACCAGACCAGGCUGCUCAAAGCCCCAGCCAGCCCGGCCUUACCAUCCAACCUGAUAUGAGGAUUUGGGGGCUGCAGGUGGAAUGGCAAAGAGCAGUGUUUUAGUAGUAUGUGCAGAUAUUUCCUUUUGAACUGGCAUUAGCUGUACCUGUGACUCUGCUUUUUGUCCUUAUUUCUUAUGUGUAGGCCACUAUACAACUGAAAACUCAGUUCAGCAUAGUAAACAACCCCAAAAUGAGAGAUUUGUUGAUGUUUUGAUUACAGUGUAGCUAAGGAUAUUUUCAUUUUAGUUUAGGCAUGUCAAUACAGUUGUGUGGAAUAUCUCUUACUGCUGCUGAAACAAGAGCCAUAGAUGAUCUGAAAAUAGCCAGGAUUCCACUUUGCUAACCAUGCAAUUCCAGAAUAGCCUGGUCCCUACUUGUUAACCAUGAGUAACCUACUAUCGAAGACUAUUUUCUAGAAAAGCAAAACAUCUUUCUUGUAACUAAUUGAGUAGAGACAGCAUUAAGCUUUUUUGCAGAUAUUUUAAAAGUCAAAGUUUAUAUAGCACUACAAAUAGUCACACAGGUUUCUUGAUAUAUCCUUUUUUUUUCCUUCCUAAAACUGUAAUAUCUAUUUGAAGACCCUGUGAAGAGUUUUUACAAGUUUUUGGGUUUGUUUUUGUUCAGUGUGUGUGUUUUCUUUAAGUGAUUGACACUCUGGAAAAUUCUAGCCACGUGAGUCAUUUUGCAGUUGGCUCUUCAGUUAGGGCGUGUUAGUAUUUCUAUGACAGGAGUAAGUUAACUGAAAAUAAGUACAAUAAUAAAUACAAUUUAAUAUGAAACCCAGGGAACCUUGCUGCUUACUGGAUGGUGUUCAAAGGUUAUAGAAUAAAAUGAUUUGAAUAUAUGUAAAAACUUUCUCAAGUUUCACGUAUUACAUUUCGUUGGUGCACAAAACAGCCUGUGCUUCGCUCAAUGGGCUUUUGAAGCAAAACUUAUGAAGAGACCUCUGAAAGCAAGGCAAGAUGUUAAAAUCUAUAUUGUUUAGCUUUUGGGGCUGGCAGUAUCACUUAGUUCAUGUGGAAGCGGUGUAGUUCAGUGGUGAUAAAGGCUUGGCUCAUUCUACAGUAAUGUUCCAGAGAACUCGGAAAUUGCUGAAAAUAGAGUAUCAUAAAAAAAAAAAACAAACACCCAACUGCAGUCAGAAGUACACUGAGCUUCAUGCAGUAAUGAUAAGGGCUAUCUAGCACUAGCAGCUAUACUGCUGAAAUACUGAGAGCUCCAUAUUUCUGUAUGAUUUGAAACAGUCAACAUGGAUUUUUCACGACUUCACAUGUAUACUCCUCCCCAAUGUGUGCCAGAGAACACUGGCUAUACAUAUGCACUCAGUUCAAGUUAUUCUUCAGAUGCUUUGGAUUUUGAAAUUGAACACAAAAUAGAUCCAGUAUUCGAUUCACCAAGGAUGUCACGGCGUAGUUUACGGUUAGCUGCUGCAGGAUUUAAUAAAACAGAUGGUGCCCGAAGUGAUACCCUUCGUGACAGCUCUUACUCUGGAAACAUGACUUUCAGAGAACAGUCUAAGGUGGUAAGGCAGCGCAAAAGUACAAAUAAACAAUCUGGCAGUGUGAGAGAGACACCAAGGAAAACCCUAUUCAGCUCUCCCAUUUAUAGCCAAAGCAGUUUCAAUAGCCAUACCACUGAUGCAUCCAUGGUGUCCACGGUGUUGGAUGAAUCUUCGAUUCGAGAGCAGACAGAAGUUGAUCAUUUCUGGGGUCUUGAUGACGAUGGUGAACCUAAAGGUAGUGAUACUAUGUUAACACAGGGAAAUGGAGAUAUAGCAACAGCAGAAGCGCAGACCACAAUGAUAAAUGGCUACACUUGCAGUGAUUGCAGUAUGCUUUCUGAACGGAAGGAGGCUCUUACAGCAAGAUCAGCUUCUUGUAUGCCAUCUUCCAGAAUUUACUCUAGGGACAGGAGCCAGAGACAUGCAUCUAGGGGCACCUAUUUCUUCAUGAGUAAGAUUCUGCGAUUGGUCAAACAUACUGCAACAUCUUUUGCAUCCCUAUUAGUGCAACUAUUUCAAAUGGUUUUGCUGAAGCUGAGUUAUGAAUUUAAAGCUCACUCAGAUUACUGUGGAAGCAUGAAUGUAAAGGAAUUUUACAGAGAGGAUAGCCAUCUUGGUGUGAAUGAGGAAUCAAUAUGUGAUGACUGUAAGGGGAAGAAACAGCUUGAAACAUACAGCACAGAGCACAUGCAAUCUUCAAAGGCUAAAAGGGUAGCAAGGACCAUUUCGCACACCUUUUCUUAUGCAGGUUACUUUAUGCUUCACGUGUUGCGAACAGUGGGAGCAACCGGAUGGCUUGUGUCUCAGAAGGUGUUGUCUCUACUUUGGCUGGCCAUUCUUUCUCCAGGGAGGGCAGCUUCUGGCAUGUUCAGGUUGCUUAGAACUGGCUGGUAUCAACUUGUUACUUUGCUGUCGUUGCUCAAGGUGUUUCUUCUUAGAAGAUGCCUUCCAAAGAUUUUCAAGCUAUUACUGUUUGUCAUCCCACUGCUGUUUCUAUUAGGUAUAUGGUUCUGGGGUUUUGAUGGCUUCGUUUCAUUAUUGCCUGUGUUGAACUGGACAAGAAUUGAUAAAGUACAGAGAAUAGAUGACUCAAAUUAUGUUCCUGAGCCCCAGCCUGAUUCUUCCCAUACUGUACAGCCUACAAAGGGUACCAUAAAUAUCUUUGAUUCCGGUCGUAUAAGUGAGCUGGAAAAGCAAAUGGCCCUCGUGUCUGAUAGAUGCCAUCACCACGAUGAAGAAUACAGCAAAGUGAUGCUUCUACUCCAUAAUCUUCAAGAUCAGGUUGCCCAGAUGGGUGACAGAAGUGAAAUAUUGAAGCUAAUAAAAAAUGUGAUGGAUCAACAUCUUAAAGAGAUAAAACUGGAGGAAAAGACUGACUUCCUGGCUUUACAUCAAGAACAUGAGCUGCGCAUCGUGAUGCUGGAAGAUCUUCUUAAAAAACUGUCUGCUGAAUCUGAGGACAUUCAGAAGGAGCUUGACGUAGCCAAAGCAAAAACAGUAAGAGAGGAUGAACAUAAUCAACUUUUAUCCAGAGUUAAAAAGCUAGAACUAGAGUUGUCUCAGGUGAAAUCGGAGCUGUUAACUGGGGAAAGUGUGAAGACGAGUUGUGAGAAAAUAGAUGUCAUUCAUGAAAAAGUAGAUGCCCAGGUUAAAGAAUCUGUCAAGAUGAUGUUUUUUGGUGAUCAACACGAGGACUUCUCUGAAUCACUUCUCCAAUGGCUUACAUCCAAUUUUGUGACCAAAAGUGAUCUGCAGACUCUGCUGCGGGAUCUAGAGUUGCAGAUCCUCAAGAAUAUUACUCAACAUAUGUCUGUUACAAACCAAAGAAUAACAUCUGAAGUAGUAACAAAUGUUGUGAACAAUGCAGGGAUCUCUGGAAUCACGGAAGCGCAAGCACAGAUUAUUGUAAACAAUGCACUGAAACUCUACUCUCAAGACAAGACUGGUAUGGUGGAUUUUGCCUUAGAAUCUGGAGGUGGCAGCAUUCUGAGUACUCGCUGCUCUGAAACCUAUGAGACCAAAACAGCAUUAAUUAGCCUCUUUGGAAUUCCUUUAUGGUACUUCUCUCAGUCUCCCAGAGUGGUGAUUCAGCCGGACAUGUAUCCAGGAAACUGCUGGGCUUUCAAGGGAUCGGAGGGGUAUCUUGUAGUUAGACUUUCCAUGAAGAUCUAUCCAACUGCCUUUACGAUGGAACACAUACCAAAAACACUUUCACCAUCAGGAAAUAUCACCAGUGCUCCUAGGAACUUUUCAGUAUAUGGUUUAGAUGAUGAAUAUCAAGAAGAAGGUGUACUUCUAGGACAGUACAUCUACGAUCAAGAAGGAGAGCCACUGCAGAUGUUUCCAGUGAUGGAGAAGAGUAACAAUGUAUUCCAAAUAGUGGAACUGAGAAUUCUCUCUAACUGGGGACAUGCUGAAUAUACAUGUCUUUAUCGGUUCAGAGUGCAUGGGAAACCUGCCGAAUAAUCUACACUACAGCUUGGGUUGCUUUAUUGUACAUUUUGUUCUCAAUUUGUAUAUACCGGAAAGCCUAGAACACUGGAAUCUUUAAAGGACGAGGAUGCAAGAUAUAUACUACGGAAUUACCAAUCCUCUGAUAAAGGCAGAAGACUGUCAGCAGAACUGUAUAAAAUAAAAUUUAUUUGCUCUCAUGCUCAGCUUGUAAUAGCCAGUUAGCUUCAUAUUUUUGUGUCCAUGCUGAGAGAAAUAAUGCAUGCAAACUACUCUGGUUCUUAAAGCGCAGUUAGCAAACAGGUGAUAUACCUAUUUUAUUACAAAUGAAUGUAUAGGGUUUUUAAAAAGAAUAAAAACCACACUUUUCUGCAACUAGGAUCUUUUUUUUUUAAUUCAGGACUCAACUGCAUAUUUGUUAGCUUGGCACUGUAAGACAAAUAACGUAGUACACUUUGAACACCGACUGUGGCUAAAGGUGUCCUUCAGUUGACCUUUUUUGUCCUUCUGCGGGAUCUAAAAGGGCUUAUUCAAUAAAUGUUGACUGCUUAACAAAUAUUACUAUCAGGGAAAGUUAACACAACCAAAACUAGUUUAAACACCAGCGACUGAGAAUGCUUUACUGCAACUUGUGGCCAUGAAUUGUUCUAAAAGUCAGGGAUAACUUCUUAAAGUUACUUUAAGGGUUUUUACCAUGGCAACUUGAUUAGUAAACAGUAUACAGCAGUUAAACUAAGCAAUUUAGGAGGCUUAUCAGCUCUCAUACGAGCAGUACAUCUAUCAAGGCUGAUUUGGAACUAACCCUAGAGAAGGAAAAUCUUAAUUUGUCAAAAAAUACCUUUGUAACAAUUCCUUAAUCUGGUUUAUUUUAUAGUCAGUAAAUGUUGUGCUGUGAUAAUGCAGGACGUGGAAAAUACAACUGAAGUAGAGCUCGUUAUUUAACAUGUACAGGACUGAGUUAUGCUCAGUGCUGCUCAGUACUGCUGUAUUGGAAUCUAUGGGAUAUAUGGGUGUUCCUGAGAUCCUCCCCUGAAACUGAAGAAGAUGAGAGUGGUGUCUCAGUCUCACUACAUUUCUGUGUAGGUGUUGAGACUGCUUUAGGGCCGGCCUCCUUUGGGAUUGCUACUUUUGAAGAUCCUUUUCAGAAAAGACUCCUAAAAUGCACUUGUGUGCAGAAUUUUUAUCUUGCUAUUACAACGCAUUUUAUAGCUACCUGUGAACUGUUAACACACUGAACUGCUGACUGGUUUUCUGAAUAGAGCUAUGUAUGUUGCACAAGAGUCCUCGAAUGUUUGAAGUCUCUGGGUGAAGAACUUUUUUUUUCACUCGAGCUAGAGACAGAACCUAUGGCCUAUGCAGAGGAGUUAGAUUACAUGUGUACAGGUGUUUUCAUAUUCUAUGUUACAUAUUUAAAAUUAGAAUUAUCCUGUAUAAAUUGAAAUUAGGUAGCUAGGGUGGGAAUAUUUUGAAUAACACUAACUUAUUUUUAAAAAAGCAAGAUAGGACUUUGUGCAAUGUAUUUUUGUAAAUGCUUUUCAAAUCGUCUGUUACUUUGCUGCCUCCAAAACUGACAAGAUGCUAUUGAAAUGUUUAAAUAAAGAGUUUUAAUUUUUGAAAGUGCAUGUAAUAUUUGAAAUAAGAAAUAAAGAUUCUUUUUCUGUA